This is a messenger RNA of Neodiprion fabricii, 2942 nucleotides long. RefSeq names its product platelet binding protein GspB-like. The record is from RefSeq and is a predicted model, not a curated record. The transcript has 2 exons. Bases 61 to 2808 code for a protein of 915 amino acids. NCBI's taxonomy places the organism in Eukaryota, Metazoa, Arthropoda, Insecta, Hymenoptera, Diprionidae.
CUCUCACAUAGUUCGGAAUCGGAAACGUCAGUGACUACGACCACCGAAGUCUCAACUACAAUGUCGUCAAUCUCGUAUAACCAAGACUGUGGCCCAGGAUCGACCUGCGAGAGCUACAGCGACUGCGCCGACGAAAACUGUGGCUAUUCUUCGAUUUUUGAGACAGACGUGACUGAUGAUCUUUGGCAGGAACAAGCUACCACGGCUUCCAUAACACUCUCGGAUAGUUCGGAAUCGGAAACGUCAGUGACUACGACCACCGAAGUCUCAACUGCGAUGUUGUCAAUCUCGUAUAACCAAGACUGUGGCCCAGGAUCGACCUGCGAGAGCUACAGCGACUGCGCCGACGAAAACUGUGGCUAUUCUUCGAUUUUUGAGACAGACGUGACUGAUGACCUUCGGCAGGAACAAGCUACCACGGCUUCCAUAACACUCUCACAUAGUUCGGAAUCGGAAACGUCAGUGACUACGACCACCGAAGUCUCAACUGCGAUGUUGUCAAUCUCGUAUAACCAAGACUGUGGCCCAGGAUCGACCUGCGAGAGCUACAGCGACUGCGCCGACGAAAACUGUGGCUAUUCUUCGAUUUUUGAGACAGACGUGACUGAUGACCUUCGGCAGGAACAAGCUACCACGGCUUCCAUAACACUCUCACAUAGUUCGGAAUCGGAAACGUCAGUGACUACGACCACCGAAGUCUCAACUGCAAUGUCGUCAAUCUCGUAUAACCAAUACUGUGGCCCAGGAUCGACCUGCGAGAGCUACAGCGACUGCGCCGACGAAAACUGUGGCUAUUCUUCGAUUUUUGAGACAGACGUGACUGAUGAUCUUCGGCAGGAACAAGCUACCACGGCAUCCAUAACACUCUUGGAUAGUUCGGAAUCGGAAAUUUUAGUGACUACGACCACCGAAGUCUCAACUGCAAUGUCUUCAAACUCGUAUAACGAAGGCUGCGGCCCAGGAUCGACCUGCGAGAGCUACAGCGACUGCGCCGACGAAAACUGUGGCUAUUCUUCGAUUUUUGAGACAGACGUGACUGAUGAUCUUCGGCAGGAACAAGCUACCACGGCUUCCAUAACACUCUCACAUAAUUCGGAAUCGGAAACGUCAGUGACUACGACCACCGAAGUCUCAACUGCAAUGUCUUCAAACUCGUAUAACGAAGACUGCGGCCCAGGAUCGACCUGCGAGAGCUACAGCGACUGCGCCGACGAAAACUGUGGCUAUUCUUCGAUUUUUGAGACAGACGUGACUGAUGAUCUUUGGCAGGAACAAGCUACCACGGCUUCCAUAACACUCUCGGAUAGUUCGGAAUCGGAAACGUCAGUGACUACGACCACCGAAGUCUCAACUGCGAUGUCGUCAAUCUCGUAUAACCAAGACUGUGGCCCAGGAUCGACCUGCGAGAGCUACAGCGACUGCGCCGACGAAAACUGUGGCUAUCCUUCCAUUUCUGAGAUAGACGUGACUGAUGAUCUUCGGCAGGAACCAACUACCGCGGCUUAUAUAACAUCUUCGAAUAGUUUGGAAUCGGAAACUUCAGUUACUGCCUUCACCGAAGCCUCAACGGCGAUGUCCUCAAUUGCGAAUAACGAACACAAAAUCGUUAACUAUCUUCCACCUCCUGUCUUCGAAAGACCCACACCAAUGACUGAUCAGCCUAUCGAUCCUUUUGAAGCGAGCACCACGUCACUUGCAUCAUUGUAUGACAUUCCGAACGCCGGCUUUGACAAACUCACCACAACGUCCUUUCACGAAAUCACGACCUCAGCGCUAUCAGACGUCAAGUCACCUGAAUUCACAGAAGACAUCUCGAUCUUGAGCGUGACGAUGAAUCACGAUAUAGUACACGAUGUAGAGACCGGUGAUCAGACGGUGGAUUUCUCGCCAGCUAAUGAUGAUUCGUAUUUCAGCCCUAGCGAUUCAGAUGAAACAAGCAAAUCGAACGCUUCCGACGAAACAUCAGUGUCCUGUGAAAGUGGGGGGUCCUGCGUUUAUUCGAUACUCUUUGAGCGAACAACAAACUCUUGGGAAGACGAAACCAGCAUUGAGACCGAAACCCGUAGAGACGGCAAAAAGACUAAUAUUGAACAACUUCCCGUGACUUUGACGACCGACACCGGUUACAUUCAGAUUACGAAAUUCGGCAGUUAUGAUAGUGUGGAAUACCUUGCUGACAAAAAUGUGGCGUCCACCACUAAGACCGGCGAAACUCAUAACGGAGACGAGUUUUCGCCACGCGUGACGAUUGUUGGUUUGCUAGAUUUCGAAAGUAAUCGAGCGACUCAGUUACCUUCUUGCGAUUCUAACUCAGAAAAUUGCAGUUAUACUAGGGAAAGCACCAACUCAUCUUGCGACAAAGAGUCUGGUGGCUGCUCUCCAGACAACUUAAAAAUCUGUGACAGUGAUUCAACUGGCAGUUGUGCUUCACCACAGCACGCUCGAGAUUUCCCUGAAUUACCAUCAAUGACAAGCUCAACCCCCAUUGAAGUCAGUAACACUUCAACGACCAUGAAUGAUGUACCAACAAUUCUUUUAAAGCAGAGACACAAGUUGGGACUGAGGAUCAAGAUACUGCUUGAGCAUGUAGAUGACAAUAAAGAGAAGCAGAAGCUAGUUGAGGUCAAUAAGCAUUUACUGUUUCGUGAGCAGGCGGAUGAACAAACGGACCAGACACUGAUUAAUCAAAUCGGGGCGUUGAACAACAAUAUUGACAUUCAGACCGUCCAAGCAUUAUUCAAUUGUUCGACUGUAGAAAAGCUCGCUGGAGAUCUGGGAACUCACACUGGCGCAAGAAAAGGGACGUGAGUUCACUGUCCAAACGAGACGUGGAUUCAAAUUUGAAAAUGAGUCUGCCAGAAAUAGUCGCUGAUAUUCAUGCCGGAUUGGAUCACGUUAUGAGUCAAAUACCGUCAGAACACGCAGUGGUUAAACGGAGCGGA